This is a messenger RNA of Arachis stenosperma, 1533 nucleotides long. RefSeq lists its product as uncharacterized. NCBI's taxonomy places the organism in Eukaryota, Viridiplantae, Streptophyta, Magnoliopsida, Fabales, Fabaceae. Gene Ontology annotation, molecular function: zinc ion binding; nucleic acid binding. The record is from RefSeq and is a predicted model, not a curated record. The transcript has 2 exons. Bases 1 to 1050 code for a protein of 349 amino acids.
AUGGCAAACACUUUCAAUAUUGUGUGGUCCGGUCCCAAAUUAGAUGGGAAACUCGAUUAUAGUUAUUGGGAGACUUUGAUGUCUACCCAUUUGAAGGCCCAGAACUUGUGGAAUUUCAUUGAACCGGGUUUGCAAGAAGGAGCAGAUGCUGCCCAACAAAGGAGAGAUCAAUUGGCGCUGUCUCAAAUUCAUCAAGGAGUAGAUUAUACGGUAUUUGGCAAAAUAGCAAAUGUCAAAAGUGCAAAGGAAGCAUGGAACACGUUGAAGCUGUCAUACAAAGGCGUAGAUAAAGCUCAAAAAGCAAAGCUACAGUCUUUGAGAAGAGAAUAUGAAAUGUACGAGAUGUCGAGCUCAGAAACUGUUGAGCAAUAUUUUACUCGUGUUACAGAUCUUGUCAAUAAGAUGAGAGUCUAUGGAGAAGAUAUGCCCGAUAGCAAAGUGGUGGAGAAAAUUCUUCGCACCAUGCCGAUGAAGUAUGACCAUGUGGUGACUACGAUACUAGAGUCACACGAUAUGGACACCAUGACGAUUGCAGAGUUGCAAGGAACCAUGGAAAGCCACAUCAGUAGAAUACUAGAGAAGUCUGAAAAAUCAACCGAGGAAGCCCUGAAAAGCCGAGUGAAUUUCAACAACGUUGCAGAAUCAAACCGUACACAAGAAGGACGAGGUCGUGGUUUUAAUUUUCAAAGUAGAGGUAGAAGAAGUUUCAGAGGUAGAGGUCGUGGCAAUUACAACCAAGGAAGUUACAAUAAUUUUACACCACCUAAUCAAGGAAGAGGUGGAACGAAUUUCAGGCCUGUCAACCGAGGAAGAGGUCGAGGAAAUUUUCAUCAAGAAAGAACCAAUUUCAACUGCUUUCAUUGUGGAAAGUAUGGACACAAAGCAGCAGAUUGUAGAUUCAAAAUGGUGAAUAACAAUCAAGCACACGUUGCAGAAAAUCAGCAUCAAAAUACUGAUGAUAAUCCGGGAAUUUUCUGGCUGAAAUUGAGGGACCUGAGCAAAAAUCUGAUUCAGAGACUGAAAAGGACUGCAGAUGCUGUUGGAUUCUGACCUCCCUGCACUCGAAGUGGAUUUUCUGGAGCUACAGAAGCCCAAUUGGCGCGCUCUCAACGGCGUUGGAAAGUAGACAUCCUGGGCUUUCCAGCAAUACAUGAUAGUCCAUACUUUGCCCAAGAUUUGAUGGCCCAAACCGGCGUUCAAAGUCACCUCAAGAAAUCCCAGCGUUAAACGCUGGAACUGGCACCCAAAUGGGAGUUAAACGCCCAAACUGGCAUAAAAGCUGGCGUUUAACUCCAAGAAGAGUCUCUACACGAAAUUUCUUCAUUGCUCAGCCCAAGCACACACCAAGUGGGCCCAGAAGUGGAUUUUUAUGUCAUUUACUCAUUUCUGUAAACCUUAGGCUACUAGUUAUCUAUAAGUAGGACCUUUUACUAUUGUAUUAGAGGACUUUUGGUAGCUAUCUUCGUUUUAUGCUAUCUUAGAUCAUUGGGAGGCUGGCCAUUCGGCCAUGCCUAGACCUUAUGCUUAUGUAUU